AUGGCGACGAGCAUUACAAAGGCCGCCGUUUUCCGAGCGAUUGCACAAACACGCCGAUCAUGCAAACGCUUUCAACCGGAGAGAAAAAUUCCGCCAGAAAGCUUGAAGGACAUUUUGCACUCCACUAUUAGAGCGCCUUCGAGUUUCAACCUUCAACCAACUCAAAUUAUUGUUGUACAGAACGAGGACAGGAAAAAUAAGCUUGCAGAAACAGCUAUGAUAGGACCAGGAAAUCAGUUUCGAACUCGACAAUGCUCAGCAUUAGCUGUAUUCUUGGCUGAUUUGGAAGCAAGCAAACGCAUUUCACGAAUCCAGGAGCUUGAAAAGGACUGGGGCCAAAGAGAUCCUACAUAUUCGGCGACGAUGCCUUUGACGACUUCAUUCCUGAUUGGCGAGGGCCACGCCGCAACAUUGUUGAAAUCACUGGCAAUACGCACUAUGUCUGAGCUUCAGCCCAUGCCAACUGCUGAGCCGGUAGAAACCUGGGCGUAUAAAAAUACCUCGCUGGCGGUGCAAUCUUUCACGCUAGCGGCCGCGAGCCACGAUCUAGCGACUUCGAUCAUGGAGGGGUUUGAUGCCCGAAGAGCCAAAGAAGUUUUACAUAUUCCUGAUCGAUAUGGAAUUCCCAUGAUGGUGGCAGUAGGAUACGAAUACGAGGAUCCUACCACGUCUCAGAGCUUGACGCCUCGUUUGGAUAUGCAAGAGGUCGUUUUUGGGGAUUCUUUUGGUUCGCCUUUGGACCUCACAUCUGCCAAUCAUCCCAUUUCUAACGCAACGAGCGCUUAG
Messenger RNA from Phaeodactylum tricornutum CCAP 1055/1, 786 nucleotides. RefSeq lists its product with no specific name. Gene Ontology annotation, molecular function: oxidoreductase activity. Lineage: Eukaryota; Bacillariophyta; Bacillariophyceae; Surirellales; Neidiaceae. The transcript is spliced from 2 exons. The coding region runs from base 1 to 786 and encodes 261 amino acids. The record is from RefSeq and is a predicted model, not a curated record.